AUGGAUGUCAAAAGUGUCUUUCUCAACGGGUACUUAAAUGAAGAAGUCUAUGUUGAGCAACCUAAAGGUUUUGUUGAUGUUGAUCACCCUGAUUAUGGAUAUGUGAGAGGGGAAAAUGACAAAACGAUAUUUUUGAAGAAAGAACAAAUGAACCUUGUGACUGAAUUUAAAAUGAGCUUGGUGGGUGAGCUGACAUACUUCUUAGGUCUCCAGAUUAAGCAGCUUAAAGAUGGAAUUUUCAUCUCUCAAAGCAAAUAUAUAAAGGAUUUUGUAAAACGGUUUGGGCUUGAAAAUGCUCAUACAAAGAGAAUCUCUGCUCCCAUUCAUAUUAAAUUAACUAAAAGCCUUGAUGGGUCAUGUGUUGAUAAGAGCCUGUAUCGAAGUAUUAUUGGGAGUUUACUUUACCUCACUACCAGCAGGCCUGACAUUUCUUUUGUCGUUGGGAUCUGUGCCGGAUAUCAAGCAGAACCUAAAGCUAGUCAUUUGUUGAGUGCCAAGCGAAUCAUUAAAUACAUUAACAGUACAUGUGAGUAUGACCUUUUAUAUUCUUUUGAUACUAAUAGCUCUUUUAUAGGAUAUUGUGAUGCAAAUGGGGUUGGUAGCUUUAAAGAUCGUAAAAGCUCCUUUGGUGGAUGUUUCUUUUUUAAAAAUAAUCUUGUGUCUUGGUUCAGCAAAAAGCAAAAUUGUGUCUCUCUUUCCACGGCUGAAGCUGAAUAUGUUGCUGCUGGUAGUAGUUGCACUCAACUCCUCUAG
Molecule: messenger RNA, 753 nt
Organism: Benincasa hispida (wax gourd)
Lineage: Eukaryota; Viridiplantae; Streptophyta; Magnoliopsida; Cucurbitales; Cucurbitaceae
Source: RefSeq, a predicted model, not a curated record